AUGAGUCGAAUAAGUCGUAUUCAUGGUGACGGAGACGCAAUAGAUGAUGAAGAGGAGUUUGAUCUGUCACUACUGGGAGACUGUGAUGAUAUUAUUCGCUACCUUUGCAACCAAGCUGGAUGGCAUCUUGAUGUAAAGGCGAAGAAGAAAAAGCUCUUGAGUCUUAGUAGGCAAGUCAUUUCGCAUCAGUAUUCCUCUGGCAAGCGAGUAUUUUGUUUUGGGGAGUGCCAGUGUAAAAACAAACUUUCUGCCGAUAUUAAUGACGACGAAGUCGAGGAAGGAUACGAAGAGGAGGACAAUGACGAAGAAGGAGAACUUGAAGACGAUAUCGUGUGUAAUCGGUGCGAGGAGCGUAUCGAUACGAACGCGGAUCCCGGUUCGAGCAGCAAGACUAUUCACUACCGCUGCAAUGAUUGCUUCGACUAUGAUUUGUGCGGAGAUUGCUAUCCGAAAAGGAGAUGCAAGCACAAGGGGGGAAGACACAAGUUCACGCAGCGCUUAUAA
Peronospora farinosa is the source of this 504-nucleotide messenger RNA. Lineage: Eukaryota; Oomycota; Peronosporomycetes; Peronosporales; Peronosporaceae. The record is from the annotation of a GenBank genome assembly.